AUGGAUAACUUCUUCAAAGGGAAGCUCCCGGGGAAGAUCGCGACGGUGUUCGCGCUGUUGGUGUUGUCGAGGGUGGGGACGUACAUUCCGAUCAGCGGCGUCGAUAGGGCGGCGUUCGCCGAGUCGCUGAGCGGCGGUGGUGGCGUGAUGGGAUACGUCGACACGCUCACGGGUGGAAGCAUCUCAAAGCUUGGGAUAUUCUCACUCGGGAUCGUGCCGUACAUUAACUCGAGCAUCAUCUUUCAGUUGUUGGGGAGCGUGUUCCCAGAGUUGAAGAAGUUGCAAAAGGAGGAGGGCGAGGCGGGAAGGAGGAAGUUCCAGCAAUAUCAAAGAUACGGUGCGCUUGGUUUUGCAAUCGUUCAAGCCGUCGGUCAGUGCUUGUACAUUCGUCCGUUUGUGGAGGAUUUCAGCCCGGUGUGGUUGUUCGAGCAGAGUUGCGCUCUCACCGCAGGCGCGAUGAUUCUCAUGUAUAUUGGCGAGCUCUUGAACGAAGUCAAGCUCGGUAACGGGACGUCCUUGUUGAUAUUUGCCAACAUUGUAAGCGCGUUACCGUCUUCCGUCGGCCAGACGAUAACACUCGCGCAGGAAAAGGGUGACGCCACGGUUCUGCCAGUGUUUUUUGGCGCGUUCGCGCUCACCACUUUGGGGAUUGUGUAUGUGCAAGAGGCGGAACGCAAGAUCCCCAUGAACUAUAGCACGCGCUUCAACGCCGGCGGCCUCGCCAAGUCUUCGUACUUGCCGUUCAAGGUGAACAGUGCUGGGGUUAUGCCCAUUAUUUUCGCCUCGUCUUUGCUCGCUUUACCCGCUACGUUGAGUCGAUUUACCGAUAACGGUGCGGUUCUUGGCGUGGCGAGAUUCCUCAGUCCCGGUGGCGGUGCAGGCUAUGUUCCGGUGAACGUGGCGAUGAUCUGCUUUUUCAACUACUUCUACACCUUCCUGCAGCUUGAACCGAAGGAUGUCGCGGAUCAGUUGAAGCGUCAAGGCGCCUCCAUCCCCGGUGUUCGCCCGGGGGCCGCUACGCGCGACUACAUCACACGCGUGCUCGAACGCCUUUCGGUACUCGGAAGCGUCUUCUUGGGUGCGCUUGCGCUUACUCCAGGUGCGGUUGAGCAAGUUACUGGUCUGCAAACUUUCCGCGGUUUCGCUGGUACUUCGCUUUUGAUUUUGGUGGGUGUCGCUACGGAUUCGGCAAGGAAGAUUCGCUCCGAGCUCGUAAUGGAGUCGUACGAUACCAAGCUAGACGAGUUCUACGGUUCGAAAAAGAAGUAG
Ostreococcus tauri is the source of this 1269-nucleotide messenger RNA. Its product is annotated as SecY/SEC61-alpha family. The coding region runs from base 1 to 1269 and encodes 422 amino acids. Gene Ontology annotation, molecular function: signal sequence receptor activity; transmembrane protein transporter activity. The record is from RefSeq and is a predicted model, not a curated record. Gene Ontology annotation, biological process: SRP-dependent cotranslational protein targeting to membrane, translocation. The transcript has 2 exons. Gene Ontology annotation, cellular component: chloroplast thylakoid membrane. NCBI's taxonomy places the organism in Eukaryota, Viridiplantae, Chlorophyta, Mamiellophyceae, Mamiellales, Bathycoccaceae.